GUGGAAGCCGCCGUACAAGUGCAUGGCUCGACCAGCCAGGAGCGUGAGCUCCCCGUGAGGAUGGCCGGUCGUCGAAGUAGUUCCAUCGGCUGUCGCUCUCUGAUCGGCCGUCGGACCUCCGUCUACGUCACUUCCUACGACCCCGUCAAGCUGAUCAUUGAUAUAAAUGGACAAGUGGCUUUAUUCAGAGAUCUACUAAUUCACAUUGGACAGACAAGGGAUUGUCCUGAAUUACGAGAGAAGAUCAGAAAAUUACGGCGAAGUUGCGUUGAAGCCUGCAAGCAUACCAGCCAAUUAAUUCUGCCUCAACUACGCAGCGCCGUUGCGGAGGGAAUUCCAGCCGAUAACCCACAUCUUGUUCUCCUCUUCUUCAUGUCGCAAUUAUUCCUUCGUGAACUCACCAAGUGCCACCGACUAGUUCAAAUUAUUCCCAUGGAUAUGUCCGGAUACUAUGAAAAUAGAGCCGGGCCUUCAAAUUUGGGGAACGUCAUAAGUCAAAUUCUUUUAUGUAAACAAAUAACACCAGACUUCAAUCAAGAAGAAUUGUGCAGUAUUUCAAAAGAUUCUCAAGAAAUCGCGAAGCUUCUGAAGGAAAUGCAAGAGUAUAUGCCUAAACAAGAAAACAAUUUGGAAAAAUCAGUUGCUUUAACAGAGGACCUUACAAGUCAGUGGACCAAUAAACGUCGAAGAAAUUCAUUAUAUAAGAAUAUGGGAUUACUGUGUUGUGUUCGUAGUCCCAAUUAUCUAUGACUAAUUGACGAAGGCGUAACACUUACUUAUAGGAAUCGCAGCUUUGUAUCAGAACAUUGGUUUGGCCAAUUGCUAAAUGCAAUGCCUUCUUCCAUUUUUAUAAAUCGACAUACUCUCACGUACAAUUAUUUGAAAUAAAAAUCCCAAAUAGUUGAUUUUUACAAAACAUCUAGGUAUUCAAUUACUUUGCACUCUAUACUUCUGCCAAUUUUUGCUCAAACGUUUAUUUUUUUUUACAUCAGAAACUCAUUUAAUCACAAUUAAAAUGGGCAAAAAUUUGUACCCUUGGAAAAGAUAAUAUUCUAAUGUCCCGAAUUAUGAUAAUUUUUAAUGGAAGUUAACAGCUGAUUCGUUAAGCAUUGAUGACCUUUCUGGCUAAUGAAAUGUCUUAAUUUGAAUUACGCUGUAUGAUGAUCACAUUUAUUGGUGCAAGUGUUAAAGUUGUAAAAAACGAUUAAAUGUACAUAUAGAAUAGUUUGGAUGUUAAAUAAAUACUCAAACAAUAGAGAAACUUCUCAAUGUACAGGGUGUUUGCAACAAAUGUACAAAAACUUAUCAAAAAAAAUGUAAAUGUAACAUUGGUUGUGAUAUAAAUUCGGCUCAAAAUGUUUUAAGUUACGGUAAUUUUAUAAACACCUUGUGUGUUUAGAUGUCUCUAGAUAUGUAUGUAAUUUGGUAAGUAAAAAAAUUAUGUUAAAUAUGUCCUUAUAAAAUUUGAGAUAACAUCAAACUUCUAUUCCAUAUACGUCCUUGCUGUGUUCAGAAAUAUUGUAUUUGUUGAUGAUAAUAAUUACCGUUGUAGAUGUUAUUGUAAAUAAAUAUUUUUAUUUUAUAUAUUUCUAUAGUCAAAGGAUUGAAAAGUUAUAGCCUGAAAAUUAAGUUUAUUUCAGCAAUAACUGUGGUCAUCAUAAAAGAUUAUGAUCUCAGCUGAGUAAAUGCCGUCAUAUUCUCUUUUAAUUUUCUUGAUUAGUAUUGUAGGAAUAGGAAACUGGUUUAAUGUAUAAUAUUGUAUAGCGAAAAUGCCAAAAUCUGUUUAUUGUGAUUUAACAAAGGUUUAGGGUAAAGAAAAUUUGUGUGGUUUAUUUUUUUAGCCGCUGGUUUAGAUUAUAUAUUUGUUACAAACGGUUUAUUAUCACUGACGAAUAGAUAAAUAUUUUUGCAAGUUUAAUGUUCAUCAAAUUCGAGUUUUAUCUUAGGCCUAACACCAUUGUAAGUAUUUUUGUUGUUAAAUGUAAUAUGAAAACAAAUGACGGAAAUGCGAAACUUUGACAUAGUUUACAGGUUGUAAGUCCAAAGUCAACAACAUUUAAAUGUGUCAACUAGUAUUUUAGGGCUUUACAUGACAAAUAAUUUUUUAUAGUGUCAUAGUGGCCUAGUCAAAUGUGUAUAACCAUCUUGAUGUUUUUUUUUAAAUUGAAUUUAAAAUAACGUUAAGCCAAAUCAAUAUGGUGGCCAAAGUACCAAUUACAUUGUAUUGUAACGUAAACCACGCAGUUAAUCGUUAUUUAGAAAAAGAAAAAAAUACUUGAAUUAAUUGGAUCCAGACAAAUGUUAAAUUAUCGAAUGAUACCAAUGUUAGAAUAAAUCAAGAUUGGUUAGUUACUCACUAGUGAUAACUAUGGUAGGCCAUGGAUCCAUGGAUGUUAAUCUUGUUAAAAAUAUACCAAAAUUGCCUCGAGUUAAAAUUAAAAUUAUUAUUAAAAUUUUACUUUUCUGAAGUAGUCUAGUGUGCCUUUACAUUCCUGUUCUCUUUUUUUUUAAGUUUGGUGUAUUUUUAACAUACUGAUCUUGUUAUGAUCUUCCGAUAACGUUUAGAGAUACUAGUGCUUUAGUUAAUAUUGUAUAGUAGUGACGGCGGUUUUUCGCACACACAUUUAACAAAUUGGCACGUAUAUAUGCUACUCUGAAUCACUUUAAUCCGUCGUCAUUACCCCAAGACCCGGGUUAUUAACAGCGAUCAAACUGAUAACGAAGAAUUCAAGUUUGCUCUUGGUCAAGUGCUCUAAUUUAAUGACUAAUUACUUCUGGAUUUUAAGCAAGAUUAUCUUGUGCGAGAAUAUAAGCACUCAUAUUCACCAAGUAAAGAAAAUAGCAUAAAACGUAGUUUAACUCAGGAAGCAUACAUCAAAAAAAUCUUUUGCUUUCAGUUAUGUUCGACACAGUGAAUAUGAAUGUUGCCGCAGUAAAAUGAUCAAAAAAAUAAAAAAACAAAACUUAAACACUAAAGUGAAUUCUCAUUAUACACCAAUUUAAAAAGCGUACAUAUUUUAUCACAAUACAUUAAUUAAUCGUCGUGAUUCAUUGUUGUCUGUCGGUGUUAGUUAUAGGAAUUAUAGCAUAUUUAUAUACCUAAGUAUUAACUCUAGAAUCUGUGAUAUAGGUGGAAAUAUAACACAUUCCGUCAAUUUAUAAUUAUUAUCUAACCAUAUAUAUUGAGGCAUAUAGUUUACAAUAUUUCUUAUAUAAACUCACUUAUUUCUGUAAAAUCUAGUCAAGCACUUCAUAUG
Messenger RNA from Tribolium madens (black flour beetle), 3257 nucleotides. RefSeq lists its product as uncharacterized. Lineage: Eukaryota; Metazoa; Arthropoda; Insecta; Coleoptera; Tenebrionidae. Bases 61 to 750 code for a protein of 229 amino acids. The record is from RefSeq and is a predicted model, not a curated record. The transcript is spliced from 5 exons. Gene Ontology annotation, cellular component: neuron projection. Gene Ontology annotation, biological process: G protein-coupled receptor signaling pathway.